Messenger RNA from Aspergillus wentii DTO 134E9, 459 nucleotides. RefSeq lists its product as uncharacterized. The record is from RefSeq and is a predicted model, not a curated record. The transcript has a single exon. NCBI's taxonomy places the organism in Eukaryota, Fungi, Ascomycota, Eurotiomycetes, Eurotiales, Aspergillaceae. The coding region runs from base 1 to 459 and encodes 152 amino acids.
AUGCAUUGGACUAGAUAUAAGCGGUACUGGUACCAGAAAAUCACCAUUCUCAAGAGGGCAUGUUCUACUGUGCGUACUACUUGGCGAUCAUGGACAGCAUCUGUGUGGAAAGGCCGACCCCCAGCAAAUUCCAUAAUCCAGUCCCGCUACAAUGAUAUGCUGCUGGAACAGGAGAAUGUUCCCUGGUUCCAUAACAUAUUAGCCAGCGGCUUUGCGUGGAUACUGCUGGCUGGAUACUUGGUAUUUCCCGGAACAUUCACAUCGCUUCGUGACUCAGAAGCCUUGCAGGCUAUGGCAUCCCAGAAUAAAGUGGGUUCUGCUGUCUACUACUCGGUUCAAAAUAUGCCACUGUUAGGACUCGCUGCCACGUGCUGCAUCGUGGGCGGGACCGGCUCUAUCUGGUUAUGGUGGCAGUGGAGGACGAACUACCUUUGGCCAACCCAGCAUCUUUUCAUGUGA